UCAACAACAUUGGCUGCAGAGAAAUGACUUGUCCUGUGUGAAGAAGUUGUUUAGCCUCAUAAAUACAGCCGUCCGAGCAUCUCUCAACACUUCCCCCGGUGGGCCGAGACCUGAAGCAGCGUGGACACCUCAGUGUGUGAGCAGGAGCCCGAGCUAAAGCCUGUAAAUAACCCCUGACCCCGCUGCUCAAACUCUAUCCGAGCAGCUUACAUCAGCUUGUUAGCUAACAGUGUGUUUAACAGGCAAAAUGAACGGCCAUCUGAACGGUUUCCAUAACAGCUCGCUCAUUGAUGAAGACUGCUUCCUCUUCACGUCGGAGUCAGUCGGAGAGGGUCACCCCGAUAAGAUUUGUGACCAAAUCAGUGAUGCUGUGUUGGAUGCACACCUCACACAAGACCCUGAUGCCAAAGUAGCAUGUGAGACUGUUGCUAAGACGGGGAUGAUCCUGCUGGCGGGAGAGAUCACCUCUAGGGCCCACGUUGACUACCAGAAGGUUGUCAGGGAUACGGUCAAACACAUAGGCUAUGAUGACUCCUCCAAAGGGUUUGACUAUAAGACCUGCAAUGUGCUGGUGGCUUUGGAGCAGCAGUCCCCUGACAUUGCUCAGGGUGUUCACCUGGAUCGGAAAGAGGAGGACGUGGGAGCCGGUGACCAGGGUCUAAUGUUUGGAUAUGCCACUGAUGAGACUGAGGAGUGUAUGCCCCUCACUAUCGUCCUGGCUCACAAGCUCAAUGCCAAGAUGGCUGAGUUACGUCGAAAUGGAACACUUCCGUGGCUCCGACCUGAUUCCAAAACUCAGGUGACUGUUCAGUACAAACAGGACCGAGGUGCCAUGGUGCCAUUGCGUCACGAUGAGUGUAUAGGUCAGGACGAAAUGUGCCGUUGUCUGAAGGAGCAGGUGGUGAAAGCUGUGGUUCCCAGUGGGUACCUCGAUGAUGAAACCAUAUACCACCUGCAGCCCAGUGGCCGCUUUGUCAUUGGAGGACCGCAGGGUGACGCUGGUCUGACAGGGCGUAAGAUCAUUGUCGAUACUUACGGGGGCUGGGGUGCCCAUGGAGGUGGAGCUUUUUCUGGGAAGGACUACACAAAGGUAGAUCGCUCCGCUGCCUAUGCUGCCCGCUGGGUGGCCAAAUCUCUGGUGAAAGCGGGGCUCUGCAAGCGUGUGAUGGUCCAGGUAUCCUAUGCUAUUGGAGUUGCCCAUCCACUCUCUGUCUCCAUCUUCCACUAUGGGACCUCCCAGAAGAGCGAGAAGGAGCUGCUGGAAAUUGUGAAGAAGAAUUUUGACCUCCGUCCAGGAGUUAUUGUGAGGGAUCUUGACCUGAAGAAGCCCAUCUACCAGCGCACAGCGGCUUAUGGUCACUUCGGUCGUGACGACUUUACAUGGGAGGUGCCCAAGAAGCUGAAAUACUGA
Molecule: messenger RNA, 1411 nt
Organism: Morone saxatilis (striped sea-bass)
Lineage: Eukaryota; Metazoa; Chordata; Actinopteri; Moronidae
Gene: mat2aa
Product: methionine adenosyltransferase II, alpha a
Exons: 10
Coding region: 248-1411 (387 amino acids)
Biological process (GO): S-adenosylmethionine biosynthetic process
Cellular component (GO): cytosol; methionine adenosyltransferase complex
Molecular function (GO): ATP binding; methionine adenosyltransferase activity
Source: RefSeq, a predicted model, not a curated record